Messenger RNA from Peronospora farinosa, 426 nucleotides. Lineage: Eukaryota; Oomycota; Peronosporomycetes; Peronosporales; Peronosporaceae. The record is from the annotation of a GenBank genome assembly.
AUGAACGGACCCACUGGAAGCGAAAAGGUCGUGUACACGACGUGCGCGGGUGCCUUCUUCGGUGCUGCCGUCGGGUCCGUCGAGUCCGUGUGGGCUAUCCCCAAGCUCGGUGCCAAGCUGCCGAAGCUCUCGACCCAGCUCAAGCAUCUGGGCACGCGUUCGUUCGUAUUUGCUGCGGUUGGGUGCAUUUUUUCGACGGGUGAGUACCUCUCGGCAUCAAUUCGUCAGACGGAGGACCCAAUCAAUGCCGGUGUGGGUGGUGCGCUUGUGGGCAUCGUACCUGGUAUCGUGAAGCAAAGUAUGCGUGUGGGUGUCGGUGCUGGUGUUGCGGCAGGCGCUGCCAUGUGCGCUGCAUCGUUCUGGCAAUCUUCUCAGGAAACACCUUUCGAAAAGUAUGCUACUGCACAAUAUGCCGAUCGCUCCUAG